Molecule: messenger RNA, 1036 nt
Organism: Ctenocephalides felis (cat flea)
Lineage: Eukaryota; Metazoa; Arthropoda; Insecta; Siphonaptera; Pulicidae
Product: caspase-1-like
Exons: 3
Coding region: 54-1004 (316 amino acids)
Biological process (GO): apoptotic process; proteolysis
Cellular component (GO): cytoplasm
Source: RefSeq, a predicted model, not a curated record
GUUAUUCUUGGAACUGGCAAUAUUUGACUAUUUUGUGCAAGUAAAAAUAUAAAAUGGAUAACGCAAUCAUUAUCAAUGAUAAUGAGUCAAACAAAGAAAGUGAAGCUUUCACAAAAGUGAUUAAAAACGAUGAAGGUGAUGCCUUAGGUACUUCUUUACCCAUGGGUAAGAAUAUUAUAGCAAAAAUGCCUGUGAGCAUUGACUCUGAAUGUUACAAUAUGGAACAUAAACACAGAGGUCAUGCUAUAAUAUUCAACCACAAAACUUUCAAUGUGUCUCAACUCAAAGAAAGGCACGGCACUGAUGUUGAUGGCAAUAAUUUGGAGAAUAUACUGAAGAAUUUAGGCUUCAAAGUGGCUAUAUGCCAUGACUAUAAAUUCAAAGAUAUGUAUAAAGUCUUAGAAGACUUAGCUUCCAUGGACCACACAGAUAAUGAUUGUAUCAUCGUGUCAAUUUUAAGCCAUGGUGAAAUGGGUACAAUUUAUGCUAAAGACACUCCGUAUAAAUUAGACUCCUUACUCGGCAUGUUCACUGCAGACCGAUGUCCUACACUCGCUGGUAAGCCCAAAAUAUUUUUCAUUCAAGCUUGCCAGGGUGAUCAAUUAGAUGAAGGUGUCACUCUAAGCAAUCGGACAGAAACAGAUGGAUCAGCCUAUUCAUAUAGAAUACCUUCCCAAGCUGACUUUUUAAUAGCUUAUUCCACAAUUCCUGGCUAUUACUCCUGGAGGAACACAACAAAUGGUUCAUGGUUUAUGCAGGCUUUGUGCAAUGAAUUGCAAUUAAAUGGUAAAACAAGGGAUUUGUUGACUCUUCUUACUUUUGUUUGUCGUAGGGUUGCUACUGACUUUGAAUCGAAUACGCCUGAUAGUAUUAUAAUGCAUCGUAAGAAGCAGAUACCAUGCAUAACAUCUAUGCUCACUCGGUUAGUUUUCUUUCCUAAAAAGUUACAUGGUCAAAAACUAGAGAUAAAGAAGAACCCUCUAAAGAUGUUUUAUAAUAAAUAAAAAUAAAUUAUAUACUCAUCAUUGCAUAAAUC